CUCCUCACAACUUUGAGCGGCUGUGGAUGUGGGCAAACAGAGAAUCAAGCCUCUUCAAACUCACCCCCAAGCCAAAGAUGCAACAGCUGCAAACACCAGAGUCAAUACCCAACUGUCCACCUGGAUUGGAAUAUUUAACUCAGAUAAAUCAGUUACUCAUAUGUCAACAUUUUGAUCCUCUGGAAGUCCUCAGAUAUUUUGAAACUAGUAAAAAAUAUGAAGUCAUGAACAAUCAAGGGCAGAGAAUUUAUUUUGCAGAAGAGAAAAGUAAUUGUUUUCUACGACACUUCUGUGGACCUACAAGGCCUUUUACCAUGACAAUUUAUGAUAAUGUAGGCCGUGAUGUCAUUACUAUGCAUAAAGCUCUGAGAUGUAGCUGCUGUUGCAGUAAAGCCUGCCUACAAAAGCUAAAAGUUGAGGCUCCUCCUGGUGAAACAAUAGGAUAUGUUUAUCAGUACUUUCACCCAUUUUUGUCAAUGUUUAAAAUAAAAAAUGAGAAUAAGGAAGAUGUAAUGAAAAUCAGAGGGCCAUGUGUGGUUUCCAGCUGUCUCAAGGAUCUAAAUUUUAAUUUAUUGUCUCUGGAUGAAGAAAUGAUUAUUGGUAAAAUUUCAAAACAGUUGCCUGGAUUCAUGAGGGAACUAGUUAUCAAUGCUGAUAAAUUUGGGAUCCAGUUUCCAUUUGAUCUUGAUGUUAAAAUAAAAGCACUCAUGCUCGGAGCAGGUUUCCUCAUUGACUACAUGUACUUUGAACUCUGGUCAUAAGAAUCAGCCUGAAAGAGUAUGUCAGAGAUUACUAACACAUACUAAGUUUUGCCAGCCCUCAGGUAAACUGAACAACUUACACUGAGAA
Messenger RNA from Manis pentadactyla (Chinese pangolin), 849 nucleotides. Its product is annotated as phospholipid scramblase 2-like. Gene Ontology annotation, molecular function: phospholipid scramblase activity. Lineage: Eukaryota; Metazoa; Chordata; Mammalia; Pholidota; Manidae. Bases 27 to 761 code for a protein of 244 amino acids. The record is from RefSeq and is a predicted model, not a curated record. The transcript is spliced from 7 exons. Gene Ontology annotation, cellular component: plasma membrane. Gene Ontology annotation, biological process: plasma membrane phospholipid scrambling.